Molecule: messenger RNA, 1884 nt
Organism: Owenia fusiformis
Lineage: Eukaryota; Metazoa; Annelida; Polychaeta; Sabellida; Oweniidae
Source: the annotation of a GenBank genome assembly
CCAAGAUGGCAGCCCCCAUGAUCCAAGUUAUGUUUUUCUAUGAAAGUGCAAUUUGUACCUCCAGAUAGGAUAAACAAAUACUGUAAAGCUAAGCAGUAGAAUUGAACACUAAUGCAGUUACAAAGAACCAUUAACCAACCUACCAUUGGAAAGAAAUUAUGGAGAGAGACAUAACUGUUGUGAGUUAUGACGAUGCUGUCAAGAAACUUACUGAAGAAUAUUCCUGUUUUGAAAAAGUAACAGCAAUACAACAUGUAGCACUUCACCCGAAGUUCAGCCAGAAGCUACGUACAGGAGUGAAAACUUAUUUGGACACACAAUUGAGACUUUAUUCUAAUAAACUAAAAGGCAUAGUGGUUGCCUAUAGCAACAUAAAAAGAGUAAAGGAAUACGGUGCAAUAGUGGAUGAGCAAGCACACCUCCAUUAUGAUAUACAAGCUGACUAUAUUGUUUUCAAACCUAAAAUUGGGAGCAUAUUAAAGGGUAUGGUAAAUAAGAAUGGACAAGACCACCUCGGUCUACUGGUACAUAACUGCUUCAAUGUCUCAAUACCUAAACCUAGAAACGCUGUGAAUGGUUGGGAGGGUUCAUGUCUCGCUCUUCUCGACGAAGUUCUGCUUGAGGUUACGAGUCUUAUGACAUCACAUCGCGGGAUUGUCUCCAUCAAGGGGAAAUUAGUAGAUGCAAGAUUGACCCAGAAUACUAAUGCAGCUCGGAAGCGGGACCAGGCUUUGUCAUUGGUGACAACAGUCAAAUCUGAAUAUAGCCCUAUAGAUGGCACUGAUGGUGACCUACCCGAUAUAAAGCCCCCUGUUGUUGGUAACAAUAACAACACAAUGGACAAUAAAGACAGCCAAUCUUCUAAGAAGUCUAAGAAAGCUAAGAAAAGAAAGAGGGAGAGCGAAAAUGAAACAGACUAUAGUUCACUUCAAGAAAGUAGUGAUUCAAGUAUGAGAAAGCGUAGAAAGAAAAAUUCUGUGGAAACUGUUACCAACAUCAAAAUGGAACCAGUGGAAGAAGAAAUCAAUUCUUCACUGGAUAUCAGUUUGAACAAUAGCAAGAAGAAAAAGAAAAGUAAGAAACAUAAAAAAGAUAAAUCUAUUAAACAAGAAGUUCUAGAUCCCGAUUUUCUGGACAAUACUGCAAAUGAUACCAGUUCACCAGUUGUUGAUACAACCAUUGAUAUGACCAUUAAUACGACCAUUGAUACAACCAUUGAUACGACCAUUGAUACAACCAUUGAUACGACCAUUGAUACAACCAUUGAUACAACACCAAGUAGGAAACAUAAGAAAAAGAAAAAAAUUAAAGAGGAAUUAAACGCAAGUUUUAUUGUCCCGGACCAAAGUUUUGGCAUGGACAAUUCCACAUUGGAUUCAAGUAGCUCAAAAAAGUCUAAGAAAAAACGUAAAAAGGACAAGAAAAACAAGGACAGUGUCAGCGAAAGUGAAUUAAACUCACAAAGCAGUAGUAAAAAAUGAUAUAAAGAAAAUACAUAUCCUUGACCUCCUUCUCUACUUAUCACUGAACACAACUUUUGGUAAAUCAUUGAUUCAAACUGAGUAAAAUGCACUUUAAACAAUAUUUUUUCAUUUUUUUUUCAUUUAAUUUAUUGUUACAACUUAAACUGUUCAUUCUUAGAACCAUGUGGAGAAAUAUAUUUUCAAAUUAUGAGAAUGACUUGUAUUUGGGGGAUUUUACAUUUAUCUUAUAAGUACUCUUGUUUUGGAGUAUUGUAAUGCUCACUGGUGAUUGUAUCUGUGAAAGUGAAUUAAACUGACACAGUAGUAUUAAAAAGUCAAGGAGGAUUGGCUCAAUAUUUUCCAACAAUGAAAACUCCGAAAUGUCGUUAUUAUCUUUAAAUUAUAACCGACUAUAAAUUCA